Molecule: messenger RNA, 677 nt
Organism: Homalodisca vitripennis (glassy-winged sharpshooter)
Lineage: Eukaryota; Metazoa; Arthropoda; Insecta; Hemiptera; Cicadellidae
Product: putative nuclease HARBI1
Exons: 2
Coding region: 243-677 (144 amino acids)
Source: RefSeq, a predicted model, not a curated record
UCGGAAGACUGUGUGAGCACAUAGAAAAAGAAGACAGCCUUUUGAGAACCUCAAUUCCUGCAAAAGAACGUCUUGCAGCCACUCUCCAGUUUCUAGCCAGUGGUAGGAGCUACGAGAAUCUGAAGUUUAGUUGUGCAAUAUCUCCGCAAGCACUAGGAAAAAUCAUACCAGAAACUUGUGCAGCUAUUUUUGAUGUUCUAAAGGAAGAUUUCUUAAAGUUUCCUUGCAAUGAAUCGGACUGGAUGAACAUAGCUGUGGACUUCAAAAAGUACUGGCAAGUUGAAAACUGUGUCGGCGCUAUAGACGGAAAACACAUAGCGAUUCGUCAACCUCCGAAAAGUGGGUCAUACUACUACAACUACAAAGGGUUCCACAGCAUUGUUCUUUUUGCUGUGGUCAAUGCUAAUUAUGAAUUCAUCUAUGUAAAUUGUGGUACUAAUGGAAGAGUAUCCGAUGGUGGCGUACUUAUGGAAACUGAUUUUGGAGAGUUGCUGGAAAAUAAGGAAUUGCACUUGCCGUCACCAACAAGCUUCGAUGACAGGAGAGACGUUUGCCUCCCUUUUACAUUCCUUGGAGAUGAAGCUUUUCCUCUGAAGGAAAAAUCUUAUGAAGCCCUAUCCAAACAAAGGAAUCACCCACGACGAAAAGAUUUUCAACUAUCGGAUGUGCCGUGCUAG